Messenger RNA from Truncatella angustata, 2762 nucleotides. RefSeq names its product ectonucleotide pyrophosphatase/phosphodiesterase family member 3. Gene Ontology annotation, molecular function: nucleoside triphosphate diphosphatase activity; ribonucleoside triphosphate phosphatase activity. Gene Ontology annotation, biological process: nucleoside triphosphate metabolic process. The record is from RefSeq and is a predicted model, not a curated record. The coding region runs from base 231 to 2543 and encodes 770 amino acids. NCBI's taxonomy places the organism in Eukaryota, Fungi, Ascomycota, Sordariomycetes, Amphisphaeriales, Sporocadaceae. The transcript has 3 exons.
CUGCUAAGUCCUUACAUACCACCCCCCUCGCUUGCUUCCCAGCGUGCCAGGUGCUAAAGGACCCUGGACCCAGUCGAUUUCGCCUUAUUGGGCACGUUGGCUUCUGAAUUGUCACAUUCAAACUGACAGACGAAUUGUCGUCCCUUUGCUAUCGAUUGGCCGUUGUCGCAUUCUUUUCGAGAAUGAGCUCAUUGUAGGCGCGUUACUGAGCGCCAACAUUGUUGACCGCCAUGUCUCUCAUGCCCAGGCCCUUGGAUACUGGCGUCUCCCCAGAUAACACACUGCUGUCCCCUAUCGCAUACGACGACGAUGCGCUCUCGUUGCACAGCAGGAGCGACCAGGACACCGACAGCGAAGAUGACCAACUCGUCGCCCGCGCUCGCAGCAGCAAAGAGCUACGUGCCCGCGACCGCUUAGUUCUGAUGGAGGAAGAGGAAAUGGACGAACUGGUCACGGCCACCCGUGCGAAACAGGACCGCCAAAGAAGGGGGAGUAACCUGGCCAUCCCGAAUCCGCUCCAGCUUUUCAGGACCACGAGUCGCGAACGAUCGCAUAGCCCCAUGCUGAAAGGCAAAAAGUCAACUGAAGAUGCACACGACGAGAAGAGGCGCGUCCGUCGAAAUAGGAGGAAGCAGAAAAAGGACCGCCUGCUUGAGAAGGCGCAGCAUGGCGAAGAUGGCGAGCUCAUGUACGAAAUGGAAUCAGGUGCAAUAAAAGAUGGGAGCUCAACUGGCGACAGCAGCGACAGAGAGGACAGUGAAGAACACGACCGCCAGCAUCUGCUGAUGCACACUGACCGGAAAACCGAAAAGAAGAGACACUGGAAGAAGUGGCUCUUCAUUUACACAACCCUCGCAGUCGGCUUUGCUUUCCUGGCUUUAUUGGCAUGGAAGAUGUCCGUAGACAAGAGGAACUCCAUGCCGCCACUGGUCAGCAACGGCACUGCCCUUUUUGCCCCGACGACGCUCAUAAUCAGUUUGGACGGCUUUCGGGCAGACUUUGUAGAGCGCGGGUUGACGCCUAGAUUGAGUGCAUUCAUCAAAGAGGGUGUAAGCCCGCUAUACAUGAAUCCUUCAUUCCCCUCUGUCACCUUUCCAAACCAUUACACACUAGCAACCGGGCUUUAUCCUGAGAGCCAUGGUGUGGUUGGCAACACGUUCUGGGACCCGGAACUCGAGGCUGAGUUCUUCUACACGGACCCCUCUCGGAGUAUGGAUCCGAAAUGGUGGGGAGGAGAGCCCUUCUGGGUCACGGCCGAGGAACAGGGCCUGCGGACGGCCGUUCAUAUGUGGCCAGGUAGUGAAGCUCAUAUCAUGAGUGUUGAGCCUAGCAUCCUGGACGUGUACAAUGGGAAAGAGGAGCUAGCCAGCAAAGCUGCCAGGAUCCUGGCGUUCCUGGACAGACCAGGAAUGGAAGAUCUUAGCGCAGACGUCAAGGAUAUGAGACCGCAACUAAUCGCAGCUUAUGUCCCGAACGUCGAUGCUGAUGGCCACAGGUAUGGCCCCAACAGCACAGAAAUCCGAACGACUAUCAGCCAGGUCGACGGAAUGCUGGACACGGUCUUCCAUGGUUUAGAGGAGCGGAAUCUCACCGACAUCGUCAACGUUAUCAUAGUAUCCGACCACGGCAUGGCCACAACUGACGUCUCGCGCAUGUAUCAGAUGGAUGAUUUGAUCGACAUGACUAAAGUCGAUCAUGUUGAUGGCUGGCCACUAGUUGGUGUUCGGCCUAAGGACCCUUCGUACCUGCAAGGACUGUAUGAGCAAGCCGUGGAGAAAUCGAACAACAACACAAAUUUUGAGGUCUACCUCAGAGACAAGAACAUGCCUGAAAGAUAUCACUUCACAAAUAACGAUCGCAUUGCGCCUCUAUGGAUUAUCCCUAAGACCGGGUGGGCCAUUGUUGCAAAGGAUGAGUUUGACCUUGAAGAGGCGAGGACCAAAGGAUUGGUUUACCAUCCGCGAGGGCUCCACGGUUACGACCAUGAGCAUCCUUUGAUGAGGGCCAUCUUCAUUGCUCGUGGCCCCGCUUUCCCACACGAACCCAACAGCAGGGUCGAACCGUUUCAAAAUAUUGAGGUGUACAACAUUCUGUGUGAUUCGGUCGGCAUGACCGCAAAGCCGAACAAUGGAACUCUCCGUCUCCCGCUCAAGACUGUUGGCAUCCAUGACGCUGAGACAGUGCUUGACGAACCAGCAGAUCCAGAAGCAAGUACUACGGCCGAGGAAAUCGCUACCGGAGUUAUGUCGAUCUCGCCUGUAGAGACGAGCUCCGCUGCCGACGCCAACGAGCAACCCCCAACAGCUGUUGGUAUCGACCCUGUCGAACCACUAGAGGAGCCUGAAACGCCCGAAGAAACUGGAAGCCUCGGAGAGGAGGUCCUAGGGGACAGUGAAAACGCCGAGGAUGAUCCCAAAGAGUUUGCGUCCUGGCAAGACUACUGGGACUGGCUGACUGGCAAAGUUGAUGAUUUGUGGCAUAAAAUUACUGGCUCCGACGAUAACGACGACGACGACGACGAAGGCGCAAGCACAUCUGAAUGAGAUUCUGAGUUCUCAGUAACAUGCGUGUAUCUAUAUUGUGUUUUAUAAUUGGAGCAGCUGGCGUUCCUGGGGGGUACUUUGAGGCGACUCUAUUUUCGGCUUUUCGGACCUGAAUGAUGUCUACAGACCGUUGCAAAAUAUGACUCAUAAUUAAUCAUACCGUGUACUCCUAUACUCAAACCUAACUCUCAUUGAGCGCAUAUCGUGCGACGGUUUUGC